Messenger RNA from Amphiprion ocellaris (clown anemonefish), 2319 nucleotides. RefSeq names its product brambleberry (gene bmb). The record is from RefSeq and is a predicted model, not a curated record. Bases 167 to 2053 code for a protein of 628 amino acids. Lineage: Eukaryota; Metazoa; Chordata; Actinopteri; Pomacentridae. The transcript is spliced from 13 exons.
GCAGUGACUAAAAUCGAACGCACUCAGAUCCGGCCUUAAAAAAUGCCAGUAAUUCCAUUGGCUGCGAGCUGAGCAGAGGAGAGGACAAAAAGUUAGCUGUCAUUCCGACCAGCUGUGUGUGAGGGAGACCCGCAGUGUCCAGGAGCAGCAAAACUAAACUACAGACAUGUGUCUCCUGAUCCACCGCCUGCACCUCCUGCUGAUGAUCAGCUCGCUGGCCUGUCACUGUCCUGCAGUCAGUGGACUGUUUGAGUGGCUGAGGCAGACAGAGGCUCCUCCUGCAUCACCUCCUCCUUCACCAGCACCAGUGGUUCCAGCACUUCUUGCAAAGGAUGCUCAGUUUGAGAUGGAAACGGCAGAUGAGAAGUUUCUGGCUGAGGCAAAGCAGCUGAGUCCUUUAGACAGCUGUCACUGCAGGGUGGUCGCCCAGCUGAAAUCAAGCUGUGAAGGCCUCUCAGAGGAAAAGCUUGCGAAGCUUGGAGUGGUUUUGUUUAACUGCCAGGCUGAGAUUGAGGGGCGGCGGACCUACCCAUGUACAGAGGACAUGACAAUAAAAGAGUGCACAGCAGACAUGGAUGCAGACACAUGGAAUGCUUACCACAUAGUAAGCAACAGAGCACGCUCUGUUUGCUACGCAACUCGCCAGCAGCUUUUUCGGCGCAGAGCGGAGCACACAGUCAACACUCUCAUCUCCACAGCCACCAGCCAGCUCGAUGCAAUGAAAGACCUGAAGGCGGGCCAGUUGGAGUUGAAGGAACUGACUGCAGCUUCACUUGACAAGCUGCUAGAGGGCCACAGUGCCCUGCAGGCCCAGCAGGGGAAACUGCAUGAGGGCCAGGAGCAGAUGGAGAGCUCACUGAAGGACAACCUGGACCGCCUGGGUCAGGAGAAGGCCCUCAUCGCAUCUGGACAGGAACUGGUAGCCCAGCUAAUUCAGGGCAUCACUCAGAGGAUGGAGAAUGUUAGUGAGCAUCUUCAGAUCCAAGGCUCAGAGGUACAGGACAGUCACAAGGCCAUUGUUCAGGACCUCGCAGAUGUCAGACACCAAGCUCAGGACAUCUACCAAAAAAUUGACCACAGUAUGUCAGAGUUCCUACAGUACCAGGACCAGACGUCCCAGUACUACAGUGAUCUGAUGAACAAACUGGAGCGCAUGAACAGCACCCUGGGAGGCAUGUUGCACUACCUCGAUAACAUGCAGAGCCGGAUAGAGGACAGGCUUCACAUGAUCCAGGGCUACCUCGGCUGGGCAGGUCUGAGUCUAACAGCCAUGUGGACAUGUGUCGCGCACACAGGCUACUUUGUGCUGUGUGCAGUCCUACUGACAUUCCUACACUGUCCGAGUUUUUCUCGAGCCAUGCUGCUGCUCACUGUGCCUCUGAACGCAGUGGCUGAGAUCAACCAGCAGCCAGCGCUGGAUCUCACCAGCCUCAGCCUUCUGCUGCUCGCUCUGUCUCUGGGUCACUGGUUUGUGAGUCAGUUGUGGGCGUGCUUCCACGUCGGAGGAAAACUAGCUGCCCCACUGAAACUGGGUCCGUGCAACAUUGUGGAGCCUCAGAAGCAGACGAAGUCGUCAAACCACCUGUAUCCACCGUCCUCUACGCCACAGAAAGAUGAGAAGGACGGCAUCAUGGAGCCAGGUGACCUGUUGAACCAGGACAGCAUUUUAUCAGCUGAUCUUGGCAUAUCAGCAGUGUCUCCCCCUCCCAGGAAGAUGAUGCCAGAGUCCAGGUUUAUCCCAGUAACUGGUACACCGAGUCACUCCACUCCCAGGCUUCCACUGCACUCGCUUCUCUCAGCAGCUGGGAUUGAUGAUAUCCCCCCAAGGAACCUGGGAGGUGUUUUUGAUGCAGUCAACGACUCUUGUGAUUUAUUGAGCGACUCACGAAGUGCGAGUCCCACUCCGUCACUAGUCAGCAACAGCUCUGUGUCCGGCCGUCAGCUGUGCAGUGGCAUCACAAAAGCUGGGAAAGCUUGCAAGAAGAGAGCAGUGCCAGGACAGGAGUACUGCCGAGUCCACGAAGGAGGGCACACCUCCCACAUUCAACCCUGAAUGAUCAACGUCAUCCUCUUGGGUUGGGUUGUCGUGGUGGAGCUGCUUCUCUGUACUGUUGUCUUUUGUCUUUUAUUAUGUUCUGCCUGCUGUACUCAAACACAAUAGUUGCUAAAUGACUGCUGCAUUUGUAGAUUUUUUUAGUGUAUUUAUACUUUUAUUUCCACGUUUUAACUACUCAUUUUUAAAUAAAUAUUUUUUGUCUAAUACGCAUUGUUACAGCUCUAUAAAUUAAACAGAGGAGGACUUGUAGUCCCAAAUGCUGA